UGAGCCCGUGAGGUGGUCCACGAAAGCGGGUUAGUUUCAAUUUGUUUGCCGUACAGCUCAAUAGUGGUUGGUACUAUGCUGUCACUUCGUACUGGUUGAUAUUUAUUUGAGAAUUAUUUUUUUGUUUGUUUGUAAAAAGUUUGCAUAAUGCAAAUAAAGUGUCUGUGUUUCUUAUUGGUGAGUGCCCUAAGUUGGCACCACUCGGAGCCGGCUCGCAUUCUGGGCGUUUUUGCCUUUCCCGGGCGCAGCCACUGGAUGAUGAUCGAUGCAAUUUUAAACGAACUGUUGGACCGGGGCCACGAGGUCACGUGUAUCGCGAAUUACCCACUGUCCAGAAGGCACGAGAACUAUACGGAAAUACGAAUAGCACCGAUUUACGACUUUUGGAAGGAAUCGGUGAAGGUGGACUCGAUCUAUGAACUGACGGACAUUUCCAUCCACCGGAUGUUGGUGGAUUUUCUGUACAGUUUGGGGCUGGAAACGACGGAGCACGCAUUCAAGAGGGAAAAUGUGCGACAUUUCUUGAGAAAUGACAAAAGUCGGUUUGAUUUGAUUUUAGCCGAACAGUUCUACCAGGAGUCGUUCCUGAUGUUGGCCCACAAGUACCGGGCUCCGGUUGUGACCGUUGGAACCUUCGGCUUUGCCCAGUACAUGGGCCCGCUGAUGGGAAUGAUGAACAUGUGGUCCCACGUGCCGCACGAGUUUCUUCCGUUCACGGACCGGAUGUCGUUCUGGCAGCGGUUGUACAACUCGGCAACGUCCGCGUACGAGCUACUUCUUCGGUCCUUUUACUACAUGCCACGCCAGGAAGCGAUGGCUCUGGAACACUUUGAUCAUCUAAAAGGCCCGUUGCCCAAGGUCGCCGACCUUGAGCGACAAGUAUCGGUCAUGCUGUUGAACAGUUAUGCUCCGUUAACGUCAACCCGUGCCAAAGUUCCCGGACUGAUCCAGGUGGGUGGACUACACAUCAAGGAGCCCAAACCACUCCCAACAGAUCUCCAAAAGUUCCUGGACGAAGCCCACGAGGGUGCGGUUUACUUCAGCCUCGGAACAAAUCUUCGCAGCGCAGACAUGCCCAAGGACAAGUUGAGUGCCAUUUUGACCGUUUUCCGUUCGAUGAAGCAACGCAUUGUUUGGAAGUACGAGGACGAAUCGAUCCAGAAUUUACCCAGCAACGUGAUGAUCAAGAGUUGGCUUCCCCAAAGUGACAUCCUCGCACAUCCAAACGUCAAAGUGUUCAUUACGCACGGUGGUCUUCUGGGCACGCAAGAGGGCGUCCACCGGGCAGUUCCCAUGCUCGGCAUUCCGAUCUACUGUGACCAGCAUCUCAACAUGAACAAAGCAGUCCUAGGUGGGUACGCGGUCAAACUGUACUUCCCGAACGUUACGGAAAGCUCGUUCCGGUGGGCACUGAACGAGCUGCUGCACAAACCGGAGUACAAGACCAACAUGGAUCGAGUCUCGGCCGUGUUCCGGGAUCGACCGAUGUCGUCGCUGGAAGAGUCCGCGUACUGGAUUGAGUACGUUAUCAGGCACAAAGGAGCUCCACAGUUGCGAUCGGCUGGGUUGGAUUUGCCAUGGGUGAGUUUCGCCCUGUUGGACGUGGUCGGAGUUGUGCUGGCGGUGCUGUUGGUGUUGGCUUGGGUAUUUAGAAAAAUUGUUCUUGUGGUUUGUGGUAAAUCAGGUCUGAAGAGGAAAGUUGAGUAAUAAAGUUGAAUUAAAAAUAUAGACAUUAAUAAAAAUUUACAUGACAUAAA
Culex pipiens pallens (northern house mosquito) is the source of this 1757-nucleotide messenger RNA. RefSeq names its product UDP-glycosyltransferase UGT5-like. The transcript has 2 exons. The record is from RefSeq and is a predicted model, not a curated record. The coding region runs from base 148 to 1707 and encodes 519 amino acids. NCBI's taxonomy places the organism in Eukaryota, Metazoa, Arthropoda, Insecta, Diptera, Culicidae. Gene Ontology annotation, molecular function: UDP-glycosyltransferase activity.